This is a messenger RNA of Brassicogethes aeneus, 1293 nucleotides long. NCBI's taxonomy places the organism in Eukaryota, Metazoa, Arthropoda, Insecta, Coleoptera, Nitidulidae. The record is from the annotation of a GenBank genome assembly.
CGGCAACACUGCAACGACGGCAACAAGGCGCAGUGGAGAAUAAAUGCGCUCGAACCUUCAGUUUGAAAUAGGCGAUGAACAAAGUUGAAGAUCUGUAAAGUUAAUGUUUAUUCUUCUUUAUGCAGCGUUAUGCAAUAUUUGUGGGUGCUGGAUAAUAAGCUCUACAGUCUACAGUAACUAACAAUGGUAAAUUUAUAAAAUCAUCAAAAUGGAAACAGUGUUGAAAAUUAAAACACGGAGUGGCCGCGAUCCCCAGGAACAGUACCCAUCUGAAAGGAGAUACUCUGCUUCCAGAGUACUUGGACUUAGUGUCAUCUACUUCAUAUUGUGCUUGUUUUCGUUCUUCAUGGCCUUCUUGAUAUUACACAAAAUGACUCUACAUGAACAUUUCGCUAUAAAUUGUGACAACUGCACUAUGACCACCACAAAUUCCACAAUUUCUUUGGUUAUCAUCGACAACUCCACGGAGGAACAAGCUUAUGACAACACAAGAUUAAUUAAAAGAGUUGAAAAAGACCUAAUAUUCACCCAUGAUACCGAUCAUUACAUUAUAAAUAUACCAGGUUUAAUAUGCGGGGUUUGUUUUAUCAUGACCUUGGGUGCUUUCCUGCCAUUUUUGACGGGGCUAUUUGCUUGGAAGCGUUGGUACGAAGAUAACAACAUUACCUUAUUUUUCCUGGCUUCAACCCUAUCCAUUCUAACAUCAGCACUAUGCUUUUUCGUGACCAUUAUCUUUCUGCUGACCACGUAUAAAGAAAAAGAGCACGGUUCUGCUUUGACAAUAAGCGUGGAGUUGAAUAUAGUCAUAGCAUCCGUACUGUUGUUUAUUACAUCCAUAUUAUCGGCUAACAUGGCUUACAAAGGCAAGAAAAACGACUACCCAGACGAUAUGGUGAUCUCCAAGAGAGCUGGUAAAGUGGAAAUCAAAACUGUUACCAAAGGCAGCAAGAAAGGAACAUCACCAGUCGAUAUUAUAAAUCAGUUUCCCAAAACGGAAACCUUAUCCAAGCUCUUCCAGAAAAACGAAAAAAAUGAUUUUCCAAAUGCAGAAAGCAACUACGAGUAUCAAGAAAGAGUUAAUAAUUUUAUUUCCUGCUCUACUGGAUCCAACAAAAAGUAGUUAGUGUUUAAUGACUGUUACUUAAUAUUAUAUAGGAACUGUAUUGUGAUAUUUAUUUGUAUGCAAUCUUGGAUUUUGUACUUCAUUUAAUGUUUAUUUUAUAUUUUAUUUUUAACAGUUUAUUCAGUAAUAUUAGCAAGCGUAUUGCUUUGUUAAAAUAAACGUUAUGAAUA